Molecule: messenger RNA, 1479 nt
Organism: Saxophila tyrrhenica
Lineage: Eukaryota; Fungi; Ascomycota; Dothideomycetes; Mycosphaerellales; Extremaceae
Exons: 6
Coding region: 1-1479 (492 amino acids)
Biological process (GO): transmembrane transport
Cellular component (GO): membrane
Molecular function (GO): transmembrane transporter activity
Source: RefSeq, a predicted model, not a curated record
AUGGACACCCACAUCGCGGACGACAAGCUCAAAGAGCUGCACGUCGAAGACCUCACGGUCCGCGCAAAUGACAGGAAAGCAGAGGCAUUCGAGAUUGAUCCCGUCGCCGAGAAGAAGUUGCUCCGGAAGCUCGAUUACAGGGUGGUGCCCGUGUUGUGGUUCUUAUAUUUGCUGUCAUUCCUUGACAGGACGAACAUAGGCAACGCCUCGAUCCAAGGCAUGACCGCCGACCUCGACAUGGAGGAGGGCAACUCCUACAACAUCGCUCUCUUCAUCUUCUUUGUACCGUACAUCCUCUUCGAGUUGCCUUCGAACCUCCUGCUCAAGAAGAUGGCUCCGUCCACUUGGUUGUCGGGUAUAAUGUUCUGCUGGGGCAUCGUCACGAUCGGUCAAGGCCUGGUCAAGUCCAAGGAGGGCUUGAUCGCUUGUAGAUUCUUGCUUGGGCUAUUUGAGAGCGGGUUCUUCCCUGGCUGCACUUAUUUGAUCAGCAUGUACUACCGCCGAUAUGAGCUGCAGUGGCGGUACAACAUCUUCUUCACCGGAGCGAUUCUGGCUGGGAGCUUCAGCGGGUUGAUGGCGUACGGCAUCGCGCACAUGGAUGGCGCGGCGGGCUAUGCGGGAUGGAGGUGGAUCUUCAUCAUAGAGGGUGCUCUGACAGCUGUUUUCGCGAUUCUGGGCAAGUUUUUCAUCGUGGAUUGGCCUGAGACGGCGAAAUUCUUGACGGACGAUGAGAAGAGGUUGUUGAUUGCGAGAUUGAGCGCGGACGUCGCGGACUCGAAAAUGAACACCUUGGACUUGAGAGCGAGGAAGAGGAUCUUCACGGAUUGGAAGAUGUACCUGGGUGUGCUGAUGUACUUCGGAAUCGUUAACACAGGAUAUGCCACUUCAUUCUUCACGCCGACGAUACUGACAGGAAUGGGCUACAGCCCCAUCGAAGCGCAAGUCCACAGCAUACCAAUCUUCAUCGUGGCAGCAUUCGUCUGUGUCUGCGUGGCCUGGCUCACCGACUUCUUCCGCCACCGCUACGCCUUCUGCAUGAUCGGCAUCUGUGUCUCGACCUGCGGCUUCGUCAUGCUGCUCAACCAAUCCCGUAUCCCCGUCGGCGCGCAAUACGCCGCAAUCUUCCUCAUCGUCUGCGGCGGCUACACCUGCCAGCCUAUCACCAUCACCUGGAUUAACAACAACAUGGGCGGGCAUUACAAGCGAGCCGUGAGUUCGGCGAUGAUGAUUGGUUUUGGGAAUGCGGGCGGCAUCGUGGCGAGUAAUAUAUUCCUUACUCAGGAGGCGCCUGGCUACAAGACAGGAUACGGCACCAGUCUCGGGUUGCUCUGGCUGUGUGGAAUCUGUUGUACGGUGUAUUUGUUUGGGGUGAUGAGGGAGAAUAGGAAGAGGGAGAGGGGCGAGAGGGAGUAUAGGCUGGAGGAGCCGGACGCCGGGAACCAGGGUGACGACGAUCACAGGUUCAGAUAUACCUACUAA